GGGCAAAGGAGAAGAAGACGAAAGCGGUUUAGAGUCCUACUAUUAAGGUAGGGUUGUUUUUCCGUUGGGCUUCACAAGGAACGUGGUGGUCCUUUUCUCUAUCUCUCUCUCUAUCUCCUUUAUCUUUCUCUCUCUAUCGCCAUGCUUGACUCGAAGCUAUUACUGAUUGCAUCCAUGGUUGUUCUGCUCGUAUCUGCGGUGUUGCUAUCCGUCAGAUUUCCUUUUUAUAGUCGCUCAACUGACGAUUUGUAUGACGGCGAUGUUGAAGUUAUCCCGAUAGGAGGUGGUGCAAUUGGACCAGAGAGCUUCGAUUUCAAUCCUGUUGAUGGAACAGGUCCAUACACCGGCGUUUCCGAUGGUCGGAUUAUUAAAUUGGAAGCGAGUGAACGGCGGUGGACUGAUUUUGCAGUUACUUCGCCGGAAAGGAAAUCGUGUGGUGGGCCAGAGAUGGAGCAGAUAUGUGGACGGCCAUUGGGCUUAAAAUUUGACAAAGAAACGGAUAAUUUGUAUAUUGCUGAUGCAUAUUUUGGGCUUCUUGUAGUGGGCUCAAAUGGUGGGCUUGCAACUUCCAUGGUAUCAAAAGCCCAAGGCCUUCCUUUACUAUUCACCAACUCUCUAGACCUUGACCCGAUUGAUCGACUCAUCUACUUCACCGAUAGCAGUCAACGCUACACCCGUAGGGAUCACAUGCUUGUCGUACUGACUAAUGACAAAACUGGAAGCUUAAUGAAAUACGAUCUUGAAAGCAAAGAGGUUGUCGUUUUACUUCACAACCUCACCUUCCCAAAUGGAGUAGCAUUAAGUCAAGAUGGUAAUUUUCUUCUUGUGGCCGAGACAACCAAUUGUAGAAUCUUGAGGUAUUGGCUUAAAACAGCAAAAGCCGGAACUCUUGAAGUGUUUGCUGAUCUUCCUGGAUUUCCGGACAACAUCAAGAGGAACCAGAAUGGAGAAUUUUGGGUGGCAAUGUAUUCAAGAAGACUCAAGAUUUUGAGAUGGAUUCACUCACUUCCUUGGAUUGUAAAUGCUUUGAUGAAACUUCCCAUUGACCCUGUUAAAUUGAGCUCAUAUAUUGCUAAAGCAGGAGGUGAAGGUUUGGCAGCAAAGUUAGGGGUAGAUGGUGAAAUAUUGGAAAUCUUAGAGGAUGUAAAUGGUAAAAUUUGGAAGUAUGCUAGUGAAGUGAUGGAGAGAGAUGGGUCUUUGUGGAUAGGAUCAGUUGAAAACCCUUUUGCAGUCAAACUAAAAGUACAAGAUUAAAGGGGUAAAAAGAGAAAUUUGCAUACAAGAAAUAGAAUAAAGUGGAUGUUUGAAUUACAUAACACUUCAAAUCAUAGUUUUUAUAGUUAUUAUAGUUGUAGUUUUGUUGUAAAUCAUUAUUUCACUUGUUAAAUGCAAAAGGAUAUUGAAUUAUAUC
Messenger RNA from Cynara cardunculus var. scolymus (artichoke), 1411 nucleotides. RefSeq names its product protein STRICTOSIDINE SYNTHASE-LIKE 10-like. Gene Ontology annotation, molecular function: strictosidine synthase activity. The coding region runs from base 142 to 1254 and encodes 370 amino acids. Lineage: Eukaryota; Viridiplantae; Streptophyta; Magnoliopsida; Asterales; Asteraceae. The transcript is spliced from 3 exons. Gene Ontology annotation, biological process: biosynthetic process. The record is from RefSeq and is a predicted model, not a curated record.